Molecule: messenger RNA, 1435 nt
Organism: Macadamia integrifolia
Lineage: Eukaryota; Viridiplantae; Streptophyta; Magnoliopsida; Proteales; Proteaceae
Product: probable aldo-keto reductase 2
Exons: 5
Coding region: 67-1086 (339 amino acids)
Cellular component (GO): cytoplasm
Source: RefSeq, a predicted model, not a curated record
UGUCCGUUUGGGUUUUCUACUUUUCUUAUUCGUUCUUCGGUGGUGCUUCGACUGUGAAUUAACGAGAUGGCAAGCGUAGGGAGGAUGAAAUUAGGGUCGCAAGGCCUGGAAGUGUCAGCACAGGGGCUUGGCUGCAUGGGCAUGUCGGCCUUCUAUGGCUCUCCAAAGCCUGAAGAGGACAUGAUCGCUCUAAUCCACCAUGCCAUUAACAGUGGUAUCACCUUCCUUGACACCUCUGAUGUUUAUGGCCCCCACACCAAUGAAAUCCUUCUCGGGAAGGCCCUGAAGGGAAAGAGAGAGGAGGUGGAAUUGGCCACUAAGUUUGGUAACAUAAUUUCGGAGGGGAAGUGGGAAAUCAGAGGAGAUCCAGCAUAUGUGAGAGCUGCCUGUGAGGACAGCUUGAAGAGGCUUCAGGUUGAUUGCAUUGAUCUUUAUUAUCAGCACAGGGUUGAUAUCAGAGUUCCCAUUGAAGUCACGAUUGGAGAGAUGAAAAAACUAGUAGAAGAGGGAAAGAUUAAGUACAUUGGACUAUCUGAGGCUUCUGCUUCCACAAUUAGGAGAGCCCAUGCUGUACACCCAAUAACAGCAGUACAAUUGGAGUGGUCCUUAUGGUCAAGAGAUGCAGAGGAAGAUAUAAUUCCUACUUGUAGGGAACUUGGAAUAGGUAUUGUGGCAUACAGCCCACUGGGAAGAGGUUUCCUCUCUUCUAGACUCAAACUUAUUGAAAGUCUUCCUACAAAUGAUUCCCGAAAGAAUCAUCCAAGGUUCCAACCUGAAAAUGUUGAACAUAACAAACGUAUAUUUGAGCAAGUAAAUGAAAUUGCUACAAGAAAAGGGUGCACUCCUGGUCAACUAGCAUUGGCAUGGGUUCACCACCAAGGAAGCGAUGUUUGUCCCAUACCAGGCACCACCAAAAUUGAAAACCUGAACCAGAACAUUGGUGCUUUGUCCGUGAAAUUAACACAUGAAGAAAUGGCUGAACUUGAAUCCUUGGCUUUGGGUGUUAAAGGUGAAAGAUAUCCAUCCACAGUAAACACUUGGAAGAAUUUGGACACUCCUCAUCCAUCAACUUGGAUUGCUCAAUAAUUUGCUAUUCUGUGGUGUAUGUGUGUGCUCAUUUAAGCUUCAAUUCGAACACCCUUGAUCCAUCAACUUGGAAAGCUCUAUAUGUAAUGCCACUUCCUUUUUUAAGUUCAAAUUUCCUGUGUAAUGAAAUAAUGCUAAUCUGUUUACCAUUUGAAAAAAAAAAAACAAGGGGCCAGUCUCCUUUUCAGUUUUGUGAUAAUUAGGGUAGUUUUUGGUUUGCAUUCUCAGAAUGCAAAAUGGAGAAUGCAUUCUCAAUCUAGAAUGAGAAAGUCGUUUGGAAAAGAUUUAAGUUGGAAUGCUUUUUAUUUUAAAAUGGGAAUUGUAUCUGGAAUGGUUUAUUUAUAUUCUC